Alternaria conjuncta is the source of this 1536-nucleotide messenger RNA. RefSeq lists its product as uncharacterized. The record is from RefSeq and is a predicted model, not a curated record. NCBI's taxonomy places the organism in Eukaryota, Fungi, Ascomycota, Dothideomycetes, Pleosporales, Pleosporaceae. The transcript is spliced from 2 exons. The coding region runs from base 1 to 1536 and encodes 511 amino acids.
AUGAAGCCACCUCAAUCCAUCAACCACUCCGACACACCUGGGCUCGCCGGCUCUCAUCUCGAACGUAUGAAUGAUUACGCAUCCACACUGCCGGCAAUGCUACGCCUUCCACGCGAGCUGAGAGAUCUCAUUUACGAGCAUUACGUCCAGGUCGACGGUGGCUACAUCCACAACUUCGAGACGAACCGACUCCUACAGGCCGACGGUUUCCCUAUCUCCACCGGGCUCGCUCUCACAUGCCGCCAGAUUGCAGCCGAAUUGCGAGGGCUCGCGCUCAGGCAGAAUACCAUCACCUUCUACACCCACUUCUCAGAGUCCACACGACAGCAAGCCGGUCUAUUACACGGAUCGAUGUAUGUUAUAAGGCACCGCAAGCACAUGCUGCUACGACACCUCAUACCUCGGCUUCUUUCUAGCGACAUGGUACAAAGGGCAAUUGACGCAUACCCGCAGUUCACUCACGUUUUUGACGAUUGGACUCCGCCCCGGGAAAUCUUCGCUUUGUACAAGCAUGAGUUUGACUGUGGAGAAGCUCCAUCAACGUGGGAAGAUUUCAUCAACUGCGUCUUCAGUCUGCUGUCGGACCACCCCACAUGUCAAGACGAAGCAGAUUCUAUGCCUCAUCAUUGGACCGAGGAGGCUCCCUGGAACGUUUCAGCUCUGGAUGAGGCCUGUCCAGAAUCAUGGCUCAUACCGACUACUUCCGAAAUCAACAGACUCGCAAGCAUCGCGGAUGUCGAAGUCGGAACGCUAUAUUCCUCUCGUUUGGAGUACCGCUACUCGGCGGCGUCCGUAGCCCUACGCUUCCUCCACGCGAUUCCGUCGUCGUCCCGCAACGAAGUGCGGAACGUCGUACUUCACGAAGACUGCGAAUCGAUCGCGAAUGCGGCGUCUCACGGAAGAGGAUUCAUCCCUUUAUGUCGAUCUAACCAGCGUCUGCGCGUUCAGCGUAUCGUGAACGUCUGGAGCAGCGUGUUUCGAGCGGGGCCUGGAUCACUUAUCAAAUACCUAAGCGCGUUCAGGGAGAAUAGUGAUAUCGUGAAAGAUGACCGUCUGCUCUCAUCGACAAUCACCAAGGCAGUGGGGGCGUGGAUCGUUGAAGCCCAGGCAUUAUCGUCACUCGGGAUGCCCCAGGAUUCGUUCAGCGUGCUGCUGGAUGGCAGCCCUACGCCCAGACACACUUCUACUGUGUUCAAGAUCGUACAGCGAGACGUUGCCUGGCAAUUGGCUCUCGAUGCUGCAUAUGCUCGCGGACUCUUACCCACUCCUUUAUGGUAUGAGCGACGAGCUCGCGUUGGAUACCAGUACGAAGGGCUUCCAGCAGCGAUCCGCGACAUGUCAAUUGGCAAUGGGCCAACCAGCUGCAAUUUCGAUACGGGUGCACCGGUCGACGUUGAGAGCAUUCUUGAGCUGCACCGUGGUUGGUCUUUACAACAGUGGCAAUUGAGUUGGGACUGGCACCAGCCGCAUAGCUUCCAAACCGAGGACCCGUUGCCUUUGUGGCAUGUGCUCAAGUGGCUGCGGGUGAUGCUGUAG